UUUGUAGUUCAUUCAUCCACGAGCGUGGUUGUACUAGGGCAAGGAGCCGCCCGAUCGGCAGCUCUCUUUCAAGCUUGCCUGUCUCGCGCCGGAGCUUGUCUUGCCCAUCUCUCUGUGCUGAUCGCCUCACACUUCGGCUGCAACCAUGGCUCGCGGUUUGAAGAAGCAUUUGAAGAGGCUCAAUGCUCCCAGACAUUGGAUGCUUGACAAGUUGGGUGGUGCCUUCGCCCCCAAGCCAUCUCCUGGACCACACAAGGAAAGGGAAUGCUUGCCCUUGGUUGUGAUGCUGAGAAAUAGACUGAAGUAUGCCCUGACCUACCGUGAGGUGGUAGCCAUUGUCAUGCAACGUCUGAUUUCCAUCGACGGCAAGGUCCGCACUGACAAGUGCUACCCUGCAGGGUUUAUGGAUGUGAUUUCCAUCGCCAAGACAAACGAGAACUUCCGACUGUUGUACGACAACAAGGGUCGUUUUACACUGCACAACAUCAGUGCGGAAGAGGCCAAGUACAAGCUGUGCAAAGUCAGGUCUGCCCAAUUUGGAGACAAGGGUGUCCCACACAUCACUACCUUCGAUGGCCGCACCAUCAGAUACCCAGAUCCCCUUAUCAAGGCCAAUGACACUGUCAAGAUCAACCUCGAGACGGGUAAGGUCGUAGAGUUCAUCAAGUUUGAUAUCGGGAACAUCGUUAUGGUGACUGGAGGGCGCAACAGAGGCCGUAUCGGUGUGAUCCAACAUCGUGAGAAGCACAAAGGGAGCUUUGACAUCAUCCACGUGACAGAUUCUACUGGACAGCAGUUUGCCACCCGUAUGGGUAAUGUGUUCACUGUUGGUCAGGGCACCAAGCCUUGGAUCACUCUUCCUCGCGGCAAGGGUAUCAAGCUUUCCAUCGUGGAGGAGGCCAAGAAGCGAACUCAAGCUCUCAAGGCGGCUGCUUAGAAUCAGUUCGAGUGGCUCUUCUGUGUUUUAGUGCCCUAACUAAUGGCAGAGGCCAUGUGUAGUUCUCAUGGAAACUAAUGCAAUUUUUCAUAUUGCUCGAAUUGUUUAUCUUCACGAGUUAACUUAAAAUUCGAUGAA
Messenger RNA from Physcomitrium patens, 1075 nucleotides. Its product is annotated as small ribosomal subunit protein eS4z. The record is from RefSeq and is a predicted model, not a curated record. Lineage: Eukaryota; Viridiplantae; Streptophyta; Bryopsida; Funariales; Funariaceae. Gene Ontology annotation, biological process: translation. Gene Ontology annotation, molecular function: RNA binding; structural constituent of ribosome. Gene Ontology annotation, cellular component: ribosome; cytosolic small ribosomal subunit.